UCGAUGACAAAAAAAUUGGAGAGUCUCAACUCUUGAGUCUUGACCUAGAUACCUGUAGUACACAUUUACACGAUAUUCUCUUCUGGAUUCAAGGGAACCAAGAUUCGGCAGUGUAAUCUCCAAUAGCGGAAGGAAUACGUUUAUAUAUCUUCUGUGAAUUCUGUAUAUGUGAUGUGAAGAAGAGCCGUAGUAGUAGUAUGCAGGGGAGCUCUGUAAUUUCACGUAAAGUUUCUCACUUUUUUCGAGUUUCUCAUCACUCCACUCCACCACAUUCCCAUCGUUUCUCUUCCAACGCUUCCGAAUUGCGCCCAUGCCCUAAAACCCUUCCUUGUAUUCGUGUUCCCAAACCUUCUCAUCACGCCCAUACAAGAGACUUAGUUCUAUUCAAGGUACGAGCAACUGCGGCUGAAACUGAGCAGCCAAAAUGGUGGGAGAAGAGUGCCCCGAAUAUGGUUGACAUCAAUUCUACGGAAGGCUUUUUAGAUGCUUUAAGUAAUGCUGGUGAUAGAUUAGUCAUCGUUGACUUCUAUGGUACGUGGUGUGCUUCUUGUCGAGCAUUAUUCCCCAAGCUCUGCAAGAUUGCUGAAGGACACCCAGAAAUUCUUUUCUUAAAGGUGAAUUUUGAUGAGAACAAGUCCUUAUGCAAAAGCUUAAAUGUUAAAGUACUUCCAUUUUUCCAGUUCUAUAGAGGAGCAAAUGGCCUGUUGGAUUCGUUUUCUUGCUCUCUUGCCAAGCUCCAGAAAUUAAGGGAUGCAAUUGCAACCCACAAUCCGGGGAGUUCUGGUGAUGGAAGUCCCAAGUUGAGUGAAAUGUCUGGGUCUCCAUAUGACAGGCCAUCUGGAUCUACUUCAACGUAGAAUCAUCAUCGCCGAAUUACCUUGCAGAAUACUGGAUUUAGAGCUACAGAGAAGAUGAGGUUUGGUUGUGUUGAUUCUUUGUAAAGAGUGUUCUCACAUCAUUGCUGCAAUAUCCAUUUAUAUAGGGAGAAGUAUUGACAAGUGUGAAGUGUGUAAAUUUCAAUCAUUCGUGAAUUGUGGCUAAUGAUUUUCUUGUAAGAUAAAAGCUCUACUCUUUAAGGAAAUUCUCUACAUUGUUUCGUAGCGUUUA
Molecule: messenger RNA, 1107 nt
Organism: Ipomoea nil (Japanese morning glory)
Lineage: Eukaryota; Viridiplantae; Streptophyta; Magnoliopsida; Solanales; Convolvulaceae
Product: thioredoxin-like 2-1, chloroplastic
Exons: 4
Coding region: 198-857 (219 amino acids)
Biological process (GO): cell redox homeostasis
Source: RefSeq, a predicted model, not a curated record